UCACACUCAUACACCAAAACACAAUCAGCUGCAAACAAAACCAUAAAAGUUCACCAUGUUAGCAAGCAGCAGCAGAGUCUUUACAUUUAAAAACUCGCUUCCAUUUUUCAAUCUCCCCACCAAAACCCACAUGGAACCACCGCCCAGAUUUCUAAAUGCCGCCGCUUUGAACUCCGCUUCUCAGUCGCCGGAAUCUCCCCCUAGAACAUACGAUUCCAACGACACUUCUGAUCACUCUAUAUCACUGCAGGAAUGGCAAGGAUGGGGCACUGUGUCGCCUGUACCAGCUAAAGUUUCGGAAAUUGUUGAGGAUUUGAAGGUUUUGCAGAGAAAUGUUGAUACCCAGAUGAGUUUUGGUGGCAAAGGAGGCAAACUUCAGGGGGAAUUCAAAAUUCAUGAAGACAAGAAACAUAGAGCAACAUAUGUGGCCUUAGAUGGUUCUGAGAAUAAGAUCCAAUUCUUUUCGGCCAGACAAAUAGCGUGCCGUGUGCUUGGGAGUAGAGGUUAUCUUUGUCAGAAGUGUUGGCUUCCUUUGGAAGAAGAUUGCAUGUGUUCGAAAGUCGAGCAUUGCUCUCUUUGGCCUGGUAUACGGUUCUGGUUAUAUAUGCAUCCGAAGGAUUUUCUACGGCAAAACAAUACUGGAAAGUUGUUAUGGCAAGUAUUCGGGGUUCAGUCAGCUACUUUGUGCCUUUAUGGCAUUCCUGAACAAGAGGAGAUCAUGUGGAAUGAAUUCAAGCUUGCAGGAAAGGCCAACGUUUGGUGCCUUUACCCCAACAAGAACGCAGUUACGCAGUCUGUCUGUGAUGCUUUUGGCCAGAGAUCUUCCUCUGAUAGAGAGCGCUCUCCUACUGUGAUGAAUGAAGACAAAGCUCUGAAUUUUAUUUUGAUUGAUGGCACAUGGAGUAACUCUGCUGCAAUGUUUAAUCGUUUGAAGGAGCGUACAAAGUCAGUUUGGGGAGAGGAGAAUCUUCCUUGCAUCUCCCUGGCCACUGGCGCUUCUACGAUGCACAAACUCCGACCGCAGCCAUCAUGGGAUCGUACCUGUACAGCAGCAGCAGCCAUUGGCCUUCUCUCUGAGCUGCAAUAUCUUCCAGAGUUCAGCUCCUGUGGAUUGGAUAAACAGGCUGAAGCGCUAGAGGAUUCCUUAGUUGCUCUAUUAGAGGCACUAACAACACGACGUCUCAGAAUGGGCAGGUCAAUAACCCGUAAAGUGAGACAUAACAUCAAUUCCCAGCAAGGGCCUCCUGACGGUAAUAUUCAGGAGACAAUUAUUUAACUACACAGGUUUGUUAUACGGAAGAAUUUUUUCCAUUUAGCAGUGAAUCAAUUUAAAUUCACCUUUUCUAUCACCUCUAUGCAUAUGCAUCUUGAGUAGAUUGAAACACAAGAAACAAAUUUAGCAACAAAAUUAAGAUUGUUUUGGUCUUGGUUUUAUCCUAUUUUUAGUUUCUUUCAUUAUUAGCUAGCUUAAGCAGUUCUUUAGUAAUCUAACGUCUUAAAGUAGACGUUAAUAUAGUAGGUAACCUCAUUUCGGCUUUUGUGGGACUAUUCUAAUUAUAAGAACAAUGAACUCGAGGUGUGAUUUUUUAUUGUGAAGGUUCAUUGCAGUAUGAUUCUCUUCUGAGAUAAACUUCCAUCAAGUAUAGCAUGACAUCUCGGUUGAAGAUAACCAAAAACGGCUGAAAGGAUACAAUCGCGUAGUUCUUUGUCCUUGAUUUCACUGUUGAAAUUUUGAUCUUUACAUGAACAUUUUUGUUUUUAGGUCAUUUCGCAAUAUAUCUGCCUAGAUUUUUUGUACUAAAAAGCUUAUAUAUAAAUUCUCUGAAAUUGUCUUUGUGUUCA
Molecule: messenger RNA, 1842 nt
Organism: Mercurialis annua (annual mercury)
Lineage: Eukaryota; Viridiplantae; Streptophyta; Magnoliopsida; Malpighiales; Euphorbiaceae
Exons: 8
Coding region: 56-1276 (406 amino acids)
Source: RefSeq, a predicted model, not a curated record